Paramecium tetraurelia is the source of this 237-nucleotide messenger RNA. RefSeq lists its product as uncharacterized. The record is from RefSeq and is a predicted model, not a curated record. NCBI's taxonomy places the organism in Eukaryota, Ciliophora, Oligohymenophorea, Peniculida, Parameciidae. The transcript has a single exon.
AUGGAUAAUGACAAACCUUAUUUAACUAGUUUAGUUCAUUCUAGUAUAUUAAAAACCAAUUUUGGCUUUUGUGGUUUCAUGAUCACUGAAGGUUUAUGGUUUAAACUGAGGGUAUAUUAUUGUUUUGUUAUCCCUCUCAAAGUGUGCAUUCCAGAUCCAGAUGAACACACAUUUAAUAAGCUUGAAGAAGCCCAAGCAAAAAUAUAGGAGAUAAAGGUGGCACUAAAUAGCACUUGA